UUUUCAGACGGAGGAAUGCUGAGUGUCAAGGGGUCAGGAUCAAUCCGGUGUGAGUUGAUGGGGCAGGAAGGUGGGGAGGAAUGCGAGGAAUGUCCCUGUUUGUGUGGGACUCCAUUCAGCCCAUUGGCGCGCCGGCCGCCGGCAGCGUAUAAAAGGCCGGGCGCGCGCCGCAGCCCCACACAGCCGCUCUUCCCCGCUCCGAGGAGGCAGCCAGUGCCACUGCCGCCCCGCCUCGCCGAGACGAUCGCCUCCCGCCCAGCGACGGCAGCCGCCCCGGCCGACAGCCCCCGACUCGGCUCCGGCCAGGACUGCAGCGCGCAGUGCGCCCAGUGCGCGUCCGACCCCGCGCCGCGCUGCCCGCUCGGCGUGAGCCUCGUGCUGGACGGCUGCGGCUGCUGCCGCGUCUGCGCCAAGCAGCUGGGCGAGCUGUGCACGCAGCGCCACCCCUGCGACCCGCACAAGGGCCUGUCCUGCGACUUCGGCUCCGCGUCCAAUCGCAACAUCGGCGUGUGCACCGCCCAAGGGGGUGCCCCCUGCGUGUUCGGCGGGAAGGUGUACCGCAGUGGAGACACCUUCGACAGCAGCUGCAAGUAUCACUGCACGUGCCUGGACGGGGCGGUGGGCUGCGUGCCCCUGUGCAGCAUGGACGUGCGCCUGCCCAGCCCCGACUGCCCCUUCCCCAGAAGGGUCAAGCUGCCCGGCAAGUGCUGCGAGGAGUGGGUGUGCGACCAGCCCAAGGACAGCACCGCGGUGGGCCCUGCGCUGGCCGCCUAUCGGCUGGAAGACACAUUUGGCCCGGAUCCAACCAUGAUGCGAGCCAACUGCCUGGUCCAGACCACAGAGUGGAGCGCCUGUUCCAAGACCUGCGGGAUGGGCCUCUCCACCCGGGUUACCAAUGACAACGCCUACUGCCGGCUGGAGAAGCAGAGCCGCCUGUGCAUGGUCAGGCCCUGCGAAGUCGACCUGGAAGAAAACAUUAAGAAGGGCAAAAAGUGCAUCCGUACCCCUAAAAUCUCCAAGCCUGUCAAGUUUGAGCUGUCGGGCUGCACCAGCGUGAAGACCUACCGGGCUAAGUUCUGCGGGGUGUGCACGGAUGGCAGGUGCUGCACCCCGCAUGGAACCACCACCCUGCCCGUGGAGUUCAAGUGUCCGGACGGCGAGAUCAUGAAGAAAAGCAUGAUGUUCAUCAAGAGCUGUGCCUGCCAUUACAACUGUCCUGGAGACAAUGACAUCUUUGAGUCCCUGUACUACAAGAAGAUGUAUGGAGACAUGGCCUAGAGCCAGAGCGUGAGCGACAUUAACUCCAUUAACUCGUUAGUCUGUAACUUGAACUAAUUCACAUCUCAUUUUUAUGUAAAAGUGAUUUCAGUAGCACAUGUUAAUUUAAGUUUUUUCUAGCUGGGGGAGAGUUUCCCACCCCAUUCAAAACAUUGUGCCUGUCUUACAAAUAGUCUACCAACCCCAGACACUGGUUUGAAGAAAGUUAAGACUUGACAGUGGGACUACAUUAGCGAAUAGUGCCAGAAUGUAUACAGAGGUGUGGCUGUAGGAGCACUGUGGACGCCUGCGGAGAGGCUAGAGCCAUCUGACGUCAUCUGAAAGCAGUAACAGGCCUGCUACUUGGAGUAUACUCGGGAAGGAAAAUGUUACAGGUUCGGGGCUGGGGAUUUAGCUCAGCGGCAAAAGCGCCUGCCUGGCAAGCGCAAGGUGGUGAGUUCGGUUCCCGGAACCGGAGAAAAACCAAAAAAAAGAGAAAAUGUUACAGGUUCACUGACCUCCCUGUAGCUCCAGCAGUAGCAAGGGUGUGCGUUCUCCAGCCAUCCCGAGGCUGAGUCAAGUUGUUCUUGAAAUCAGGACAGCAGACUCAGCUGUGACAUUCUGAUUCCAAUGACAGUAUUCAGGAGUCAGAAUCCUGUCUAUUAGACUGGACAGCUUGUGGCAAGUUAAUUUGCCUGUAACAAGCCAGACUUUUUUUUAUUAAUAUUGUAAAUAUUGUGGAGAUAUAUAUAUAUAUUUGUACAGUUAUCUAAGUUAAUUUAAAUUUGUUUGUGCCUUUUUGUUUUUGUUUUUAAUGCUUGGAUAUUUCAAAUGUUAGCCUCAAGUUGUGAACAUCAUAGGUAGGACAGAAAGCUUGUCUGAGAAUUGGAUUCGAUGGAAAUUGUAUCAGAGUGACAGUCCAUCCAAAGCGAUAGCUUUGCCGAAGGUGAGGUCCCGGAGUCCCUGGAUGUAGAAAACGUGGUAACCUCACUUUUCAGGAAUAAAUGCCCUUUAUUCAAAAACGACUAGUUCUAUACAACUGGUCAGUUUUCCACCUGGAAGCAUCUGUUUGUACUUUGACUAUGACUGUUUUUCAGACAGUUUAUUUGUGGAGAGUAUGACCAAAAGUUACAUGUUUGCACCUUUCUAGUUGAAAUAAAGUAUAUAUUUUUUCUAUAAA
Molecule: messenger RNA, 2437 nt
Organism: Chinchilla lanigera (long-tailed chinchilla)
Lineage: Eukaryota; Metazoa; Chordata; Mammalia; Rodentia; Chinchillidae
Gene: Ccn2
Product: connective tissue growth factor
Biological process (GO): signal transduction; cell adhesion
Cellular component (GO): extracellular region; extracellular matrix
Molecular function (GO): heparin binding; integrin binding
Source: RefSeq, a predicted model, not a curated record